AACAUUGUAACAAUAGCAUUCACAGAGCUUUAACCUGAAAAGGACGCUUAAGACUGGUGUUAUUUGUUUUCAUCUUAACAUAACCUGCCCUUCUCAAGUUCACGAACUUUUGAAAAUCAAGGACUACGUACCAUCAGACGAUUCGUACUGCAGUGAAAUUGUGUCGAUUCUAGAGCUUUAGUAACGAUUCUUUUUGAGUCAUGGUGUGCGAGAAGUGCGAGAAAAAAUUGGGUCGCGUAAUAACACCAGACCCGUGGAAAUCUGGGGCCAGAAACACGGUGGAAAGUGGAGGAAGGAAAGUUGGGGAAAACAAAGCUCUGUCGACUAGCAAGGCGCGAUUUAAUCCGUACACAGCUAAGUUCGAAACCUGCAAAAUAUGCAGACAAAAGGUUCACCAGGUCGGAUCUCAUUAUUGCCAAUCCUGCGCAUACAAAAAGGCCAUAUGCGCUAUGUGCGGUAAAAAACUGAUGAGCACUAAAAACUACAAACAGUCCGCCACGUAGAUGGUGCGCAGCAGUGCGUGACGGAAGAUUAACAAGACAUGAGAAAUAUCAUCAAGAUGAAGCUAUUCUUUACUGUAUUUGAGUCAAAGAUUUGUUUUCCUCCUUUUCACUUUUGCCGGGGUAUAAGGGAAUAACCAGAGAGUCCCAGGGUAAUUCAGAAUCUGUGCGCAAUUCAAAAUACAGGGUUUUUUGAUUCCUCAAAAAUGUAAUUUAUUUAUUCAAGGUACAACCUUAUUUUCUUUAUAUCACGACGGUGGCAGAUUUUAUAAUACCGCACCAUAGAUGAUCGGUUAUUGAAAACUUGGAGGUGUAAGAAGGAUUAUGAAUUAUGUAUAAUAUUUGGUGCAUUAACGCUGCAAUUGUUAUUGCUGUCUUCCUUAUUUUUUUUUUUUGUAAACAAUGAAAUUUAUUUAUUUUGUGAUACAAACAUUUGUUACAUACUAAGCAAUGAUAAUAAUAAUAAUAAUAAAUCAUGAUGUUUGUAUAAAAUUAAAUAAAAUAUGCAAUAUUGUAUAAUAUCAUAA
Molecule: messenger RNA, 1027 nt
Organism: Neodiprion virginianus
Lineage: Eukaryota; Metazoa; Arthropoda; Insecta; Hymenoptera; Diprionidae
Product: cysteine-rich PDZ-binding protein
Exons: 2
Coding region: 201-503 (100 amino acids)
Biological process (GO): cytoplasmic microtubule organization
Cellular component (GO): dendrite
Molecular function (GO): microtubule binding; PDZ domain binding
Source: RefSeq, a predicted model, not a curated record